This is a messenger RNA of Podospora pseudocomata, 996 nucleotides long. RefSeq lists its product as uncharacterized. The coding region runs from base 1 to 996 and encodes 331 amino acids. The record is from RefSeq and is a predicted model, not a curated record. The transcript has 2 exons. NCBI's taxonomy places the organism in Eukaryota, Fungi, Ascomycota, Sordariomycetes, Sordariales, Podosporaceae.
AUGCGCUCUCAUGAAAGGGUUAUCCCGCACCUCAAAAUCGGAGUGGAUCCUGGGCCAAUCCUGGAGGCCAAAAACAAACUGGUCAAGUUCUGGGAACAUGUAAACCCUGUGACUGUGACUGGCCAAUUUCUACUCGAGUUUCUCUCUCGCCUCAGACAACACGGCAACAAAUGUCUCCACCCACCUCAUGCCACGACUCGACUCUACCGAAGCAUCGCAGCUUGGUUCUUCGCGUCGGGAAAGCUCAAGCACUUCGGUCAGUAUUAUCAUUCGCGGGCCAGAACCACACCACAGGAGGCAGAUGAUCUCUUCGAUUUCUUCCAGGUUCUCGACCGCGAAUUUCCCUCUCUCGUCUCACCUUGUUCGUCGAGGAACUCUCCAAGGCAGACCUUAAUACGGGUGCCAGCUCCGAAGCCCACCGCUUCACUUGGAUUCCCCUCCUCAAUCACCUACUACCUACCUUUUGCCGCCGCCAAAAUGGCUUCUUCCAAACAGAAUCCAAGCCUGGAGCAUCGGCUCUGGCCGGCAAUCUACAAGACACGCAUCUCAGCUUAUGUAGCUGACUUCCUCGGUGAGCGACCUAGCCGGCGUUCUCUCAAACGAAAGGGUCUCAACCGCGUUUGUAAACUAUGCGCCCCGGUGAGAAGGUUUUUGGAGGGCGAGAAGAAACAGGUGUCUAGUGUGAGGGUCUUGAGCAAGGACAUGAGGGCGCAUUUGCAUAACAAGAUUGAUGAUGUGGCGCUUGGGGAGGACCUGCAGCAUGUUACGAAGAAGCCGGAGAGGUUGGUGGUGGUGACGAAGUCAUUUAAGCUGGGUGACGGACAUCUGAAGCGGUGGGUGGGGAAGGUGGAACAGGUCAGAGAGGUGAUGAGGGGGUUUGAUGCUCGGCUUCUUGAGGAGGUUGUUGGUGAUGUUGAUGUUUGGGGGGAGGUUAUUACGGGAGGGGGGAGGGAGGGGGCUACGGAGAGGGUGGCGAAAAGGAGGAGACUUUAUUGA